Messenger RNA from Cyclopterus lumpus (lumpfish), 7966 nucleotides. It is a transcript of the gene tasora, whose product is annotated as transcription activation suppressor a. The transcript is spliced from 29 exons. Bases 156 to 6539 code for a protein of 2127 amino acids. Gene Ontology annotation, biological process: protein localization to heterochromatin; negative regulation of gene expression, epigenetic. Gene Ontology annotation, molecular function: chromatin binding. Lineage: Eukaryota; Metazoa; Chordata; Actinopteri; Perciformes; Cyclopteridae. Gene Ontology annotation, cellular component: heterochromatin; nucleoplasm. The record is from RefSeq and is a predicted model, not a curated record.
UCUGAGUGAAGAAGACCUUUGCUCCAGGAAGAGCAUGGCGUGCGAUCCUCGAAGCGUGUGCAGGUUCGACUCCUUGCGCUGCGGGGGGGGUGUGUGUGUGUGCUUCUGUAGCCGAGCAAACAGCGACACGCCGACGGGUUGAGAAAACAACGACAAUGGACGUCAACCCGGCUCGGAGGGAGGCGGCUCGACCGCCGAGGAGGUUGUCGACCGCCGCGGAUGUCGGAGGCGCAAACGUCAUCCCGCAAGAUGGCGAGGUGACCGAGGUGCACGCAGUCGUCCCGGACCGACCGGGCAAGAGGACGAUGGAGGAGCGGAGGGACUCUGCUUCGCUCUACCGGAGAUACAUGCCCAUGGAGCCGCUCAAGUUCCCCAUCCCGAGGAAGCCCAGGGAGAAGAGAGCCCUGUUCCAGUACGUCUCCAUCGAGUCCAGGGAGUACGAAGACAUGAUGACCGUCCUGAACUCCAGCUACAUCGACACCGGCUCGGCGGGCUGCUUCACCUACUGCAAACCUCGGCUCGUCCACAGCGAACUGCUGGAGAAAGAGUUUGUGGAGAAGAGGAAGGAGAUGAAGGCAGAUGGGAGGACAGACAAGGAGCUGGAGGAGAGCUACUGUUUCCUGUUGACUGAUGCUGACAAGCUGCCCUUGCUCUGUGAGAAGGGGCUGCUGGUGGGUCAGAGCCGGAACACAGUGCUGGGAAACCCUGUUAAAGGAGUGUAUCUGUCCAGGUACUCUGACCUGAUUCAGACCAGUCCCAUAACGCCUGGCGUCUCGGGGGAGAUCGUCAUCUUCAAAGUGAUGAAGGGGAAAGUGAAGAGCAUCUAUGAAAACAUGAAGAACCUUCUGGAUCCAACGCCUCGCUUCGACAGCCACACCUCCAAGAACGCCAGCAAAGUCUCAGCGCUCACUUCCUACCGAGCCUUUGAACUCACACAGCAAUAUUUCUACGAGUACUUGUUCGACGAGCUGCGGCAGCGGCCUCGCCAGGUGUGCCCGUACGCCGUCGUCUCAUUCCAGUUUAAAGGGAAAGAUUCUCCACUUCCCAGCAAACCUCUGGCUCCCAUCAGGUCCAACAGCCAGUCAUCGGAGGGGAGUAAAGAGCGUGCUCAGUUCACAGUGUGGACCGGAGAUUUGGUGAAAGGUGACCAGGUUCUCUUCCAGAUCUCCCUUCGCUCCUUCUCUCCUCCCCUCCUGCCCCACAGACUACCGGAGAAGUUGGAAAUCGGCUGGUUGAUGAGGCUCGACCAGGUGACCACGCUCCUGCCCUCCGACCUCCUCUGCUAUGACCUGUACAGCAGCAGCCACGAAGUUGUGAAGAGCGGCCAUUGUUGCAGCCUUCUGGAGGUGACUGACAAAAGUCGGUCUGCGACCAGCGUGACGAGCCUCCUCCAGGAGCUGGAGAUGAAGAGAGUGGUUCUGGUGACUCCGCUGUCAGACCGAGGCUUUCUCCUCCUGAUGUCCAGUGUUCAGAUGGCCACGCCCUCCGAGAGAGGAGAGAGCUGGAAGAGAUGCCUUCAGGCCUUGUUCGUCUUCCCACAGUCCAGAGAUCUGGCCAAAUCCACGUUGCGGUGCGCCUCCUCGACCCGUGACUCCUCCUCGACCCGUGACUCCUCCUCGACCCGUGACUCCUCCUCGACCCGCGGCGCCUCCUCGACCCGUGGCGCCUCCUCGGUGAUGCCGCGGCUGAGCCAGUUCAUCCCGGCGCUGCACCACGCUCUGGUCAAGGCCCGCGCCAACCCGCCUCCCGAGCUGUCUGCCGGCGUGGAGCACCAGGCGCGGGAAUACCUCAUCGGCCUGAACGAAGGCACGGUCCGGCAGUACCCGAUGGGCGAGUACGAAUCCAAACUGGAUGAGCCGGGGAAGCUGUUCCCGACCCCCAAACACCACCGGGUGAACAUGGACGGCUACCUGCGCUCCUGCCUGUACAGCCCGGCCCUCUACCUGCUGUCAGUGGCCCGGGCCCGGCAGAUGGUGGAGGCCAACUGCCCCGAGGAGCCGCAGGACGCCAACCUCGGGAAGAGGUGUGGCGCCCAGAGGGAGGCGUCCAGCACCGCCAGAGACGAACCGAGCAAACGGGAAAAUAUGCAGCAGCUGAUAGACCUGGUGAUGAGCUGUAAGAGGAACGCAGAGAACGAGGUGAGGAGGGAGGAAGGAGGAGGGGUGAAGGCGCCGGGGAGGAAAAGGAAACUGGAGCAGGUGACGGCAGAGAGGACGCUGAAGUUCCUGAAGGCAUCACGGGAACCCAGAAGACACGGCAAGAUUCCCGUUGAGGGGAUCCAGGUCCCGUCCUCUCCUGGCUCUCUUGCGUCUCUGAUUGGCUCGGUGGGUUUGAAGGACGUCGAGCUGAGGGAAGAUGGAUCUGAGCUAGCCGCUAAGCUUCUCAGCCUGCUAACAGACCUCAGCCAGGCGGCAAGAGGGACGACCAAUCGGAGCCUCUGUGAAGUGCGAGAGGAGAGGCCGAGGGAAUCCUCUCCGUUCGAUAGGUUGGCCACCAGGCUGGGUCUGCCCACCAACUGUGACAUCGACCUGAGGAAGCAGGAGGAGCUGGAGGAGCAGACGGCGGGCAGCGUCAGUAGCUUGGAGGGAUUCAGUCCCGGCUCCCACAGCGGGGAGAUGAAUCACCACGGAGCGGCAGGUAGAGGAGGAGGAGGAGGAGGAGGAGGACUCGAAAGGAGAGCAGGAGGAUAUGAAAGGGAAGAGGGAGACAUCCAGUGGGAGAUCCCGUGGAUCCUCAUCCCUAUUACAGGUCUAUCUGCCUGCCUGCACACUCAGGAUGAACAUCAAAUAGGUGUGUGUUCCCAGAGGUACACCCAGAGAGACAGAAACAUCCCUCAGGACCCUCGCUUCCAGCACCUCGCCAUGGCACCGAGCAGCGCCACGGCAGCCAAACCCCCCAGGAUGAGCCCCGCCCCGUCUCCUCCUUGCUCCCCGCUCCCGUGCCCCUCCCAAUGCCCUUCGCCCGACCCCAGCCCUCCCCCGUCACCCUCCCAAUGCCCGUCGCCGGAGCCCAGUCCGCCCCCUUCCCCGUCUCAAUGCCCGUCCCCGGAGCCCAGCCCCGCCCCCUCUCCCUCCCACUGCCCGUCUCCGCUGCCCGCCCCGCCCCGUUUUCCUCCCCUGUGCCCGGUCGCGCCACUCGGCCGCCCCCUCUUCCCCCCGGGGUGCCGGUCGGCGGAGCCUAAUGAGCUCACCUCGUUCGACAAGCGCCACAGUGGUGCUCACGAGGAGCAGGUAGCCCCCACAGUUUCUCUACUCAGGGUGAAUCUGCGUAUUCCGCCGAAAGACAUGGAAGAGAAACCUCAGGGGAAAGAAAAGAAGAACGAAACACCAUUUGCUUGUGCAUCCGUCCAGCCGUCUGUCCCUCCGGCUCCAGAGAGGAGGUUGAGCCCCUCACCGCCACCACCGCCCACUGAGGGAGAGAAGGAAGAUGCAGCGACGGAAACGGGGGAGUUGAGGGAGGUACAGGCAGACAUUUUGGUGCAGGAAACAGAAACUCAGCCAGUUCAGAGAGUGCAAAACCGAGGGGAGGAGGAGGAGGAGGAGGAGGAGGAGAAAGUGGAAAUGACGCAUGUGGUAGCUAGAGAUGGGCAGCAAAAGGCAGAAGAGAAGGAACCGGUAGGUGGUUCUUUGUUCUCUCCGUCUAUCUUCCUGCCUCCUUCUCGCCUCGACAACGUUGUGGACAAACACCUGAGCAACUUCUCCUCGGAGAUGCAGCUCCUCCUGCAGGAGCAGAGCGUCCACUACAACUUCCCGCAGUCCCCGCACUCCACCUCCAACAAGGAAACGUCUCCACAGGCAAUCCCUCGCACUCCAAUGUCUCAGUUUUCCCAGUACGUCACUUUCUACAACCCCUGCCCCCCGGUCCAGGACUACGUCAGCUCUCUGCAGUACGGCAUCGACAGCAUGCUGACGGAGUUCGACGACAGCUGGCCGAGCCACAAGCCCGGCGCCGGUCGGGCCGACGUGGAUUCCGCGCUGGCGAGCAGCGUCAGCGAUUUUGUGUCCAGCAUCAGAGCGGGUAAUGUGGAACCAUGCAGGGGGGACGACGGGCUCUGUGGCGAACAGGCGGCUGCUGGUGUAGGGCGGCAGCCGCAUGCAAUCACCAAACAGGUUCCUGAUGCUACGAACACCGCGUGUUCGUCUGUCUCUACCUCCAAGUCGGGUUCUGUCUACAAACCCACCAACACUUCCGUCCUCGUACCUCCUCUGAACAAGUCCCCACAGCAAAGUCACGCUUCAGAGACCAGCAGAGCUGUCACUCGUAACAACAAGACACAAGACGGCAGCUCAUCCAGGACUGUGCGCGGUACCGCUGGUGUGGACGGUGGGAGUGGCCUCGCGGGCACACACAGUAAGGAGACACUUCCGAGGUUCACCGGAGUCUCUACGCCCUCCACAGAACCGUCCCACCACCGUGAGCGGGUCUCCAGUUCGGCCUCUGAGUCCGUCCCCGUGUCCGCCGCCGCCGCGUGCCCCGCCCCUCCGGGCGCCGCCCUGAGCUCCCUGAUCAGCCAGCUGCAUCCAGAAGUGUUCAACAACCUGGUGGAGAUUUUCAAAGACGUCAAGAGGAGCUCCACGCAGUUCUACUUCCACGGCAACGAGGCAGGGGACCAGGUCCACAAAGACGUCAAGGAAUACCUGUUGAAGCAGGGCAACACGGAGCAGAGUCCCGGGGUCUUCCUGAACCAAGACAACUCUGCAGACAGGCUGCUGGUCAUCAUUAAGAACAAAGACAUAGCUGGACACAUUCACAAGAUCCCAAGUCUGGUGUCUCUGAAGCAGCAUGCUUCUGUGGCGUUUGUGGGAGUCGAUACUCUGGACGACAUCAGGAACAACAGCUGCAACAAGCUUUUUGUCUCUGGCGGCUGCAUCGUUUCGGACGACUUCGUCCUCAAACCAGACUCCAUCACUUGCGAUCGACUGGCUUCACUGCUGAGGCUCCUGGAGCAGCACAGCUCUCUAGAAAGCGUCUGGAGGUGGAAGGUUCACUGGCAAACCCACAAGAAAUUAAAAGAGAACGCCAGGUUCAGUAGAGAUGCAGUCAACCUACUGGACGUACUCACGGCCUAUCAGAAGCGGCACAUUGUUGAGUUCCUCCCGUAUCAUCACUGCGACACGAUGGACAAUCAAUCCCCUCCCCUGGACUGUCUGCUGGAGCUCCAGGCCCUAUACACACAGUACCGACACACAGUCUUCCUGACAGAACAUAAUUUUGAGAUGUACCCUGCCUACUCCAGAAGUGGCAUCAUGGUGGCCAGUGUUGACAAACUUCUGCACAACUUCAGCAGACUAGUCGGUUACCAUGACAUCAGGCACAGGCAGCCAAUCAUAGACGACAUGCUGUCUCCCAAAGAACACAUUCGCCCCCUCUCCUCCUGCGACCAAUCCCAGCCUUUUCUCCUGCAGGCCGGCUCCGCCCUCCCCACUCUCCCUUAUCCGUCCGACCAGCUGGUCCCGGACGCCUCUUAUAAGGAAGUCGUGACGCACCAUUCGGACACAGACUUUGAGGUCCUCCGACUCGCCAUCUCACAGCUGCGGGCCGAGCGCCAGGCGCAGCAGCAUCAGCAGUUGAACUCUCAGGCGGAGUUGUACAUCAACUCCCUGACGAACCGCUCCCCCGCCGCCGGCCGUACCGGUAGCGGUCACAACGAACCUGGCGGUUCCACCGAGUCGGUGAAGGUCACUCACGACCGGAAAGCAGUGGCGGUCACUCUGGAGAUGAUUCACUCGGCAUUGCAGGUGGAGGAGGAGGGGCGGCAGUACGGAGCGGAGACGGUGGGACAAAAACGCGGGGGAAGUCAAGAAGGUGGAGAAGAGGCUGGAGACCCCAGAGAUGGUACUUCAUUAAGACUGGGAAGGAAUGGGGAUCCCGGUAAUGGUAAGACGUCUACUUCCUCGUCCAAUCAGAGCAAUGCUUCAGUGACAGGACCGGCCACACAGACGGGCUCGACAAGUGACGGGAGAGAGAAAGCAAAUCAACAGGGAGAACCUGUAUUUCCCAAAGCAGCUCAACACGCAGCAGCCUCCUACAGUACCACAGAGUGUCCUGUAGAGGGCCACAGAUUGAGAGACACUCUGUCGGGUCAAGAGCAGCCCAUAAGAGGAGAGGGAGCUCCACCUGGCAACAGCACUGCCAGUGGCACCAAGAUCCAGUACCACCGGCAACAUCUGCAGCAAGGGGACAACCAGCAGUACCAGCCGAGUCCGUCACAACUACAACAUCUGCCUCUCGGCCAGCAGCAGCAGCGGAGCACCGGACUCCUAGGACCCCCCCACCUGCCUCGAUUCCCCAACCAGCCUUUCUCCCGCGGUGCCACGCCGGGGCCCCUGACUGCCCUCGGAGGUAGCCUUCUGGGGCCCGUGCCUGUUUGGCCAGGGGUCCCGGGCCCCGCAAGUGCUGCAGCGCUGUUCUCUGGCUUCCAACAGGCCAACAGGGACUUCACUGGUCCCAGCCUGCUGGGCGGUUACCACAACCCUGCAGGUCGGGGCAGCAGCAGGUACCGAGGGGGGAAAGACGGAGGAGGCUUUAAUGGGAUGUAGAGACAGUUUAACUGCACCCGCUGAUUAAACCAAGGAACGUUCCCCAAAAGUACCAAACAAGCACAUCCUGAACACUAACCGGUGCUAGACUGAAGGAAGGAGGAGCGACGCCACACUGUUCAUAACAUCAGGGUGAAGCCUGACCCUGGUCCAGAACGGUUGGAGCCCAAUCCACGGUCUCCUAGACUCCAGAAGUCACUUGGGUUCAUAACAUUGAUCCAGAAAGAAGAUUAUUUGUUUUUUGGAGGGGCGGUGUUUUGCAUUUCUUUCUUUGGCCUUUUCGACCUUCAUCCGACAGGACGGUGCAGAAAUGGAGGCUGGAGAGCGGAGGGAAUGCGACUCGGGUCGCACGGUUGGAAUUGAACCCGGGACGCUGAAACCACUUUGUUUAAAGUUGGAGAACAAUCUUUUUAUUUAUUUAUUUUAAGAAGUUUUAAAGAAUUGAUGUCAGGUCAACGUAAAGUAACAAAAACAUGAUUUAUUUGACGGGUGUCUUCCAAUGAAGUCAAUACAAAACAUAUAAAGUGUAGCGUACACAAAAUUAUCACUUCUCCUGAGGAGAUGUUUCAUCAACAAUCUAAUAUCCGUUUACUAUCGUAUGUAACGUUUUUAAAGUUUACAGUUUUCUGUGGAUUGACAUAAAUUGAUUGGUGCUCAACUGUAAUCAUUUAGCAUUCGACACCAUCGAGAACAUUGAUCCGUUCAUAUUUGUAGUUGCUGUGUAUUGACUUUAAUGGAAGCCCUUUUUAAAGUCACAAAGGAGAUGUGAAUUUGUAUUUUCUUUAACCAAUUUUCUGAACUUUUUAGUUUGAGUAGAACCUGUUGUGUGGAAACACUCUUGUUUAACUACCUACUGUAACCACUUCCUGUUGCCAUGUUGGUGCUGAAGAAGCCAAAAAAAACAGUUGAGCCGAUGCCGUGUUUUCAGAGCCGACGUCGACGCCCUUUUUAAACUGAAUGCAUUGACUAUACGUUUAGAAGCCUCCGGAUGGAUCCCGUUUCCCAGCUCUCUUUUUGUUUGUUUUUUUAAACGCACCAUCGGCGUCACUGGACAGUUUUCUGUCGACGACUUUCUCGUCAAAAUUAAUUUCUCUCGAGGAACCUUUGAGCUGCUUAUUUGUUCUCGUUGCAUCGAGGGAGGGACCGAGAUGCACCCAGAUUUUUAAAGUGGACUCUUGAGACCAUUAAAGAACUUUAAUAAUCAUAAUAAAAACAUGUAUCGGAAUAACAUGGACAGACUGCCUUACACGUCUUCCAGUGGACUUGUAAAAAAAAUAUUAUAAAAGCAUUUUCUUUCUUUUUCUACUGAAUGUUUUGAUUCGUUACCCAGGGAGCUGUUUGUGUUUAGUUGCUGUUGUGUGUACAGUAGGAGGUGAAGGGUUUUUUUACACCAUUUUUUUCUAUUAAAUGUUGCCUGCGGAAACCAG